CACACAAAAUUUUUAUAUUUGGUGACAGGCUGACAGCUGUGUUUUCGUUUUGUCUUCGCUCGAUAGUAAUAAAUAUAAUUUCAUAAAUAAAUUGUUAUGUUUUACAUCUCUAAAUAGUAGGAAAUAAUCAAAAUGACGAGAACGCUUGGAAACACUGAAAAGCGAUUUUCCAUUGACGAUGCAUUCGAAGAAGAAACUGAUGAAGCCAUCAAAGUGUAUGGUGCUACCGUUGAUAGGUCUCCGAUACAAAACAAAUUUAAGAAUGGAGGCGAUUUUAUUUCAAGUAAAACCUAUAAAUAUACUGAAGAUACAACAUCUCGAGACUCUGAUUCACUCAUACAUGAAUAUGUAGAAGCUUCACAAUCUCUAUAUUGCUGGAAUCACCCAAAGGUCCGGGAAAAUUGGAAAACAGUAUGUGCUGCUGUAAUACUACUUAUAGUUGGAGUUGGUUUACUUGGCAUGUGUGCCUUUGCUGUAGCUGAACCGGAGAAUGGUCUACAAGGCGCUGUGUUUUUUGUAGCUGGCAUGAUUUGCUUUGUCCCUGGAGCUUAUCAUGUAGUUUACAUUUGGCUUGCUGCAAGAGGACAAAGAGGGUAUGAUUUCUACCACCUGCCUUUAUUUACUUGAUUAUUUUUUAUGGAGAUGUAAAAUCAUAAAAUUAUGUGUUGUGUUCUUAAGGUUGACUGAUAUAUAUAACAAGCUCUCUAUUGCCCCUCAACUUGUAGAGUUGUACUUUUUUAGCGGAAUUUACAGGAUAAUAAUAAAUACUGCAAAUUAAGUAAUUAGUUUAGAGCCAUUGAUUAAACAGAUCACUUAAUACUUUUUCCUCUAUUAAAAAAAUUAAGUUGGGUAGCUAUUGAUAAUUGUUAAAGGAUCACAAAUAUGUAUCUAAAUUCUGGAAUAGUUUUCUAUGCUAUGAUGAUAAUAUUCUUUAUGUAUAGUUUGUAUUAAAGUGCCUAUAAACUAUAUACAUUGAAUCUUUUGUUACUCAAAUAAAAUUAUUGCAUAAUGUUAUAAUAUACUGGGAGAAUGAAUUGUUUAAGUUUACCUUGAUUUUCAAGUCAUAUAGUUUUAAUAAAAUACUAUUGAUCUCUAUUAAUAAAAAAAAGUUUAAUUAAUUCAAUUAUUUUCGAAUUUUAUUAGUGUUUAAGUCAGUCAUUGUCUCCUCUUGUUUUGUCAUAAAUUGUAUCUAUGAAAUCUGAUAAAAAUUAAUGAUAAGCAAAAUCUAUAUAUGAAUUACAUAAUUUAUUAAAGAAUAUUUAUUAUAUAUAUAUAGGAUAUUUUGAAAUUAUGCUAAAUAAAAUACUUCAAUAGUAAAGAAAUGAUCUGGUGUUUAAACUACACAUAAUUAUUUAUUUUGAUUUAUGCAAAUGUGCAGACUUUUGAUGUAUUAUUACUGCUUAAAUAAAGUCAAAAUGUUAGGAAAUGUAUUUCAUAAAAAUAAAUUAAUGGUUUCAUAUAACAAAGGCUAUAUUGUUAGUUGCAAUAGAGCACAUAUAAUUUAAUUGAAUGUGUUGAAUCAUGCUUUACAUCCAUGAGUUUUCUGUAACAAGUUUUAUCUUGAUUCAAAUUUAAAAUAAUAGUAUUUAUACAUAUUGUAAUUUAUUUUUUUGUUUUCCAUUAAGUUGCCAAGCUUCAGACCUUAAUGACAGUAUCAUAAUUAAGUAAGUCACUUUUUUCCUUACUUAAAUACAUGCCAUAUUCAACAUAUAAUGUUAUUUUAUCUAUUAUUUUUAUCCCAGUUACCAAUACCUAAAAUAUUAUGUGACAAAUGGUUGUGUUAUUAAAACACAUCUAUAUUUACUAACUCAUAUUCAAUUAUGUACACUAAUAAUUUGAUUCUGCAUAUUAUAUAACUUUUUGUAUUAAUCUAGGUUAUUGUGUAAAUAUAUUAUGUUUAGUCAA
Molecule: messenger RNA, 1905 nt
Organism: Pieris napi
Lineage: Eukaryota; Metazoa; Arthropoda; Insecta; Lepidoptera; Pieridae
Product: transmembrane protein 134
Exons: 2
Coding region: 133-627 (164 amino acids)
Source: RefSeq, a predicted model, not a curated record